CAUGUAGCCCGCCAUGACUACUCCCUUGGUUGCAGAUUUCCCAGAACUGUCCCAUUUAACACGAGAUGACCUCCAGGAGCUUCUCGUCGACCCUGUGUACUUCCAGGCGAUCUUCCAUUCCCUUAACCAGGUCCAGUCGCUGUAUCAGGCUCAAGCAGAACUUGGAAACGCAAAUGAGACUAUAGCUAAGAACAACCUUGCUUUGCAGGAGAGCCUCUACCAGCUCAGGAACGACACGCGAGCUGCGUUCGACGAGGCGAACAGCCUCGAAGCACGAUGGAAGGAGAUUGAGAAGGAGCAGAAGGAGGUUUACCAGCGUUUCACCCCGCAAUUCCUCCUCAUGCGUCUCCGCCACGCUACCAUUGCGCAGGACGAUCUAUCUGAAGCGCGUGCAUCGGAGUUUGUCCAAGCGUCCUCUGCAGAACCAGUGCCUAUAGCCGCGAACGGCAAGGAUAUCGACGACUUCGUGCGCGAGUUCAAAGAGCUGCGCAAGGUCUAUCAUAAGCGCGUUAUGUGGGGCGAUCGCUGGGCCGCAGGACAGGUCGCUUGGCGAGACGAUUAACAGCACAUCCGAGCAGCGUCUGCAUCGCCUUUAAUCUUGAUCUCGGUCCCUGUAGAGCAGCAGGCGCAUCAUGCUGUCCGCUCUUGUGGAUUGAACGACAGUGAGGUUAUGCAAGCUAUGAACGUCCCAUAUCUCGCCCGAGAUGCCUCGGAAGGUGGACCAUCAAUGUAGGCCGUGAAUGGCACACGACCAUUGCACCGUAAACAACUUGGCAUGUGCUGUGAUACAUACGCCGUACUCAAAUCCUAUUGUGCGCAUUGCGCAAAUACACGAGCGACACUGCAACGCA
This is a messenger RNA of Fomitopsis serialis, 851 nucleotides long. RefSeq lists its product as uncharacterized. Gene Ontology annotation, biological process: protein targeting to vacuole; protein targeting to membrane; ubiquitin-dependent protein catabolic process via the multivesicular body sorting pathway. The record is from RefSeq and is a predicted model, not a curated record. The transcript is spliced from 5 exons. NCBI's taxonomy places the organism in Eukaryota, Fungi, Basidiomycota, Agaricomycetes, Polyporales, Fomitopsidaceae. Bases 14 to 562 code for a protein of 182 amino acids. Gene Ontology annotation, cellular component: ESCRT I complex.